Messenger RNA from Eutrema salsugineum, 1038 nucleotides. RefSeq names its product probable serine/threonine-protein kinase PBL28. The record is from RefSeq and is a predicted model, not a curated record. Gene Ontology annotation, molecular function: ATP binding; protein kinase activity. Gene Ontology annotation, biological process: protein phosphorylation. Gene Ontology annotation, cellular component: plasma membrane. The transcript is spliced from 6 exons. Lineage: Eukaryota; Viridiplantae; Streptophyta; Magnoliopsida; Brassicales; Brassicaceae. Bases 1 to 879 code for a protein of 292 amino acids.
AUGUCACAAAGCCUGACUGAGUUCUCGCUAGAGGAAAUAAAGCAAGCAACGAACAAUUUUGGGGAGAGUAAUCUUAUUGGGUAUGGAAGCUUCGGCCCAGUUUAUCUUGGGCUUAUCCGAGACAGGAUUCUGGCGAUCAAAAGGAUGCCAGAUUCUCUUCAUCGUAGAUUCAUGGCUAUGUGUCAGGUUACUAAACUGUCUAAAAUUCGACAUUGUAAUUUGGUUAAUCUUUUCGGUUACUGCUGCGAGACCGGACAUCAAAUGCUCAUCUAUGAGUAUUUGGCUAACGGUAACAUGCAAGAUCAUCUAUACGACUCCAUUGACUUAAACUUCAAGAAAAGGAUAUAUAUAGCUCUGGGAGCAGCUAAAGGUUUGCAACACUUGCAUAGCUUAAACCCUCCAUUGACACACAAUAGAUUCAAGAUGUCUAAAGUUUUACUCGAUGCCGACUUCAAUGCGAAAGUUUCGGGAUUGUCAAGAUUGCUUGAGAUGAGAAAAGAAGAAGCUAAUGUGUAUGAUCCAGAGACUUUCAAUGAGACCAGCGAUGUGUAUAGCUUUGGUUUGUUCCUCCUAGAGCUCAUAACCGGUGAAGAGCCUAAACCGUUAACAUCAAACGACGAAAUGAUUCAAUGGUUAGGUCCUCGGAUUUGUUCAGACAGAUUUGUGGAUCAGAAAAUGAAUGGAACUUUCACAAGAGAAGCGUUGAACAGUGUUGUGAAGAUAAUGCUGAAAUGCUUGAAAUUUCCGGCGAUUGAACGGCCAAAGAUGGAGGAAGUCGUGACGGAGCUCGAGAAGAUUUACAAUAACGAUUUCACCGGUGAAGAAGAAGGUUCGACCAAGUUUUCUCUAGGAAGCGAGCUUUUUACAAUUUACGAGUGAGAGUUAGAGUGAGAGCAAGAACAAGCUAGCAUUUUUUGUUUCUGUUUGUUUUGGGUAAUCAGAUUUGUCUCAGAUUAUCUCAAAACUCUAGAUAAGAUUCUGAAAAAUCCAGACUUUUGCAAUUUGCAACAACGAUCAAUCUGAAACUUAUCAGCUCGU